This is a messenger RNA of Lucilia cuprina (Australian sheep blowfly), 1849 nucleotides long. Its product is annotated as synaptosomal-associated protein 25. Gene Ontology annotation, molecular function: syntaxin binding; SNAP receptor activity. The record is from RefSeq and is a predicted model, not a curated record. Gene Ontology annotation, biological process: exocytosis; synaptic vesicle priming; synaptic vesicle fusion to presynaptic active zone membrane. Bases 149 to 793 code for a protein of 214 amino acids. The transcript has 8 exons. Gene Ontology annotation, cellular component: plasma membrane; SNARE complex. Lineage: Eukaryota; Metazoa; Arthropoda; Insecta; Diptera; Calliphoridae.
CACAAACCGUUUUUACGUGUUUGGUAGAAAGGUCCUUAUUAUAGUUCAUAAAACAGUGUUUAUAACCGUUUUAAAAUAAAAAAAUAUAUUUUGGAAUUUAGAAUUCUGAUUGCCAUUUUAGAUUAAAACCUAAAUAAAAAUAACAAUAAUGCCAUCUGUGGACAAUACAGAGGAAGUCUCUGCACCGCAGGUGCCCAAAACAGAGCUAGAAGAAUUGCAAAUAAAAGCUAAUAGCGUUGCUGAUGAUUCUUUGGAAAGUACACGUCGUAUGUUGGCGCUAUGUGAAGAGAGUGCUGAAGUUGGAAUGAGGAGUAUUGUUAUGCUGGAUGAACAAGGAGAACAAUUGGAUCGAAUUGAAGAGGGAAUGGAUCAAAUUAAUGCAGACAUGAGAGAAGCAGAAAAAAAUCUUAGUGGCAUGGAGAAAUGCUGCGGAAUUUGUGUAUUACCUUGCAAUAAGAGCCAAUCAUUUAAAGAAGACGAUGGUACCUGGAAAGGAAACGACGAUGGAAAAGUAGUUAAUAAUCAACCUCAAAGAGUUAUGGACGAUAGAAAUGGAAUGAUGGCACAAGCUGGCUAUAUUGGAAGAAUAACAAAUGACGCACGAGAAGAUGAAAUGGAGGAAAAUAUGGGUCAAGUAAACACAAUGAUAGGAAAUCUACGAAAUAUGGCUUUAGAUAUGGGUUCUGAACUUGAGAAUCAAAACAGACAAAUAGACAGAAUCAACAGAAAGGCUGAGUCUAAUGAGGCGAGAAUAGCUGUUGCAAACCAAAGGGCACACCAGCUUUUAAAGUAAAUUAACCGUCAAGCUUUUAUUCUAAAACAGGCCUUUUAGUUCAAAAUGCAUCGAGUUAAAUGAUUAUUAGUUACUUUUUGUUAUAUUUUUAUUAUUAUAUUAAUAAACAUAAUUUCUUAAAUUUACAUAUACAUACAUAUGAACAUGUAAUUAUGCUAUUACUUUAAAUAAUAAAGUUACGUUAGGGAGGGUAGGCUAUUUUAGAAACAUGUUUAUUAAUCUCAUUCUGAAUAAUAAACCUUGGAAGUUUGUUCCCUCAACUAUUCAUGAAGCAUACAAAAGGAAACAUACUCCUGUGGAAUAAUUGCUCAUAAUUGGCUUGUAUAAUUUUUCAAUUCACAACCCACCCUGAGUACACAUCGCACACCAGGUUCGAAUGUGACACAACACAAAAUUAAUUUUUUUAAAGACGAAAAAUAAUGUAUGCCAAUUGAAAUAUAAACAAGUCAACAACAGAAAUUUCUCGCAUGAAACAGUGAAAUUGAAGAAAAAACAAUGUGAAUCGUUUCUAUUGAAAUUUUUAUAGUAAGAACAUUUUAUUUGAAGUUUAUAGCAUAAUCUGUUAAAAAAUUCACAUUAUAAAACGGUGCGAAAAGUAAAAAUUUUAAUUUAUAUAUAAAAUCUAUAAAGUAAUGAAAACGAAAUUAUGUUUUAAUAAUUAAGAUUAAAAUUAAUAUUGUUUACUAAUUUUAAGAGAAAUAGAGGAAUUUCCGAUAUACGGAAAUAUAAGUUAAAAAAGUACGUGGACAUAAACAUAGAAUUUUCCAGGGGAGAAUUUAUUGGUAUAAUUUUUUGAACACUUUUUAUUUAAUUUCUAUAUUAUUUGUUAAUUGUUUGUAAUUUGUUUUUAACAUUGUUUAGCUUUUUUAUGUUUUCGUAAUUCGUGUUGGCUCUUCACACUAUAAGUUAUAGAAACACUACUUACUCACAAAUCGAGAAACGAUGGGAUUUUUUGCUUCACACUUCUCGAGUUGAGAAGUUCUCCCUAAAAGUUACAGAAACCGAGUACAGAGUUUGGCUGUGCCGAAUCUUAUAUACCCUUCACCAAGUAUUUUU